Messenger RNA from Seminavis robusta, 1284 nucleotides. The record is from the annotation of a GenBank genome assembly. Lineage: Eukaryota; Bacillariophyta; Bacillariophyceae; Naviculales; Naviculaceae.
AAAAGAAAGACACGGUCCACUUUGACCCCACAUCCAUCGGUCUCCCUGCCGGCUGGUCGUUGACCGAAUGGAGUACCCUCAAGGGCUGAGCCUGCAAGAUUCCGCAAGACGAAUUGCAGCAAAUGUUGGCACAAUUGAAUCUGGGGGAUGGCCAGAAUUUGGGCACGGCCGAUGGUCGCAUUGCCUUGGAUUGCAGUGUCCGCAAGACACGACAAGGUCACUACGUGAUAUCCACCACCGACUUUUUCUUUCCACUGGUCGAUUCGCCCUAUCUGCAAGGACGCAUUGGAGCGGCCAAUGUCUUGAGUGACUUGUAUGCGGAAGGUGUCGCGUCGUGUGAUUUUGUACUCAUGCUAUUGGCGGCGUGUCGGGACAUGCCCGAAGAUCAGCGGACCAUUUGUACACAGGAAAUGGUACGGGGUUUUCGGGAUGCCUGUACCGAUGCCGACACUUGUAUUACCGGAGGACAGACCGUUUUGAAUCCAUGGCCGAUUAUUGGAGGAGUCGCUACAUCCGUGGUGGCCGAAGGAGAGUUUGUACCGUCGGAUGGAGCGCAAGUGGGAAAUGUGGUCGUCUUGACCAAACCCUUGGGCACACAAAUUGCCGUCAAUGUGCAUCAGUGGCGUCGUCAUCAUCAUCAACAAAAUCAAAAUCAAAACAACAACAACAACAACAAAUUCUGGAAAAAGUGCAUCGACCAAAAUAUUGUGACGGACGAUCAAGCGGAAGAAAUGAUGCAUCAGGCGGUCUGUAGCAUGGCGCGUUUGAAUAAGAAUGGUGGAAGCAUCAUGGUCAAGCACAAGGCGUGUGCGGCAACGGAUGUGACUGGGUUUGGGAUCUUGGGUCAUGCCCAAAACCUGGUCGAAAAUCAAAAGGAAAAGGUCGGAAUUGAAUUGCACACUCUGCCACUCAUUGCCGGCACCAAGCAAGUCAAUGACAAGGUCCUCAACUUUCAAUUGACCACGGGGUAUAGUGCGGAAACCUCGGGUGGGCUCAUGAUUUGCAUGCCCAAGGAAACAGCACAAGCCUACAUGGAAGAAUUGAAAGACCUGGAUGGUACUGAUUCGUGGAUUAUUGGAAAUGUCAUUGCCGACGAGAAGCAACAAGCUAGGAUUUUAGAGGAUGUCAAAUACUUGGAGGUUUAGUAGGUAGUCAGUCGUAAGGAAGGUCUUUCUCGCAGGAGCGACAGAGCAUGCAUGUCGGCUCGACAAUCCACAACUAACUGGACCAUGAGGAGGUCUGUGCGACACAAUCACAAAAGCUGAAUGACGGAAUGUCUGGACG